AUGGCGAAUAAUUUCAAUAACAAUUUAAAUAAUCCACCAGGCCAUCAAUAUAAUGAUCCACACGAUCACGAUCCCGAAGAAACUUCCCGACAUAAUCGAUUCGAUGUUAUUCAAGGAAACUCAUUUUCAAACUCGGACCACCGACUUGCUCAACAACAUCAAAUUCAGCAACAGAGUCAAUUCGAUAUUAAUCAAGGAAAUGCAGCAUACUUUUCCCCGAUAAAUAGCUAUUCGUACCGUAACAAAUCUAUUCAAAGUGCUAGUUCUAAAUCACGAAG
Molecule: messenger RNA, 278 nt
Organism: Acaulospora morrowiae
Lineage: Eukaryota; Fungi; Glomeromycota; Glomeromycetes; Diversisporales; Acaulosporaceae
Source: the annotation of a GenBank genome assembly